UUCUUCUCUAUUCCAUAUAAGGAGACAAAUCACCCCACAUUAUAUCUUCAUUCUAUUCUAUACUCUUAAACCACUUACAAAAAAAAGAGUUUUUCUCUCUAUUUUUCUGCUUCUAACUUCCUUCUAAUCUAGGCUAAUUCUAAUCAAUUGGGGGGAAAAAAAUGGAGCAAUGCAGCCCUUUUGGGUGGGUUUACUAUAAUGAAGAAGAGGGAAUGAUGGGUGAGAUGAGACAGUACAUAUUGCAAUCAAGAAUGGAGUUAGAGGCAACAGUAAUAGCUGCUCAGGAAGAAAUUAUGAAAAAAGAGGAGGAAUUAAUUCAGAUGAAAGAUAUCUUAAUGAUGACAAUUAAGGAAAGAGAUGAAGCUCAAUCUAAAUCCCGGGAACUAAUGCUGGAAAAGCUGCUGCUCCAACAGCAAUUACAGCAGCAGCGACAGCGACAGCCACAGCAGGACAGCCUGCAGCAACAGCAGCAGCAGCAGCAGAAGUCUGCAGCAGCAGCUUCAUUGUCUAAUACUAACACAACAACUAACUGUUUUUCCACAUCGUCUUCUGAGUGUGAGGAGAGCAGCAUAAUCUCUUCUCCACAAGGAGGUGCUAACUCCCCAGCUACCAUACAACAACCAGCAUUGCCACCACAAAUAGCAGCAACAUUGGCGAGCAAUCGCCGCCCCUUACCAGAGAAAGGGAAGCUAUUAAAGGCGGUAAUGGAAGCCGGACCACUUCUACAAACACUCCUAUUAGCCGGUCCGCUUCCACAAUGGCAACAUCCACCUCCUAGACUUGACUCCAUUGAAAUUCCACCAGUAACCAUUACUACUUCUAAUUCCCCCAGGAAAAGGGGGUUAGAUAAUUUUGAUUGCUCAAUGAUUAAUUCACCUAAGUACCAAAGGGUUGUUUAAUUUUUAGUAUUGACUUUACUAGUAUUAGUAGUUAGACUAAUACAAUAUAGUGAGUUUGUCAAAGUUUGAUGUUAGUUUUUAGUAACCAAAAAAAAUCCAUCCUUUUUUUAAUUUUUAACACUAAUGAACAUGUAAAGAAAGAUUAGUGUUGAAAUUGGAUGGUAAUUACCUUACCAUCCUAUCAUUUAGUUGGGUUGGUUUAAGGGCUUAAAAUAUAGUUUGUCUUAGGAAAAAUUAGGAAAAACAUGUCUUAACUUCUCCCUUGAAAGGGAAAGAAAGGGAGAGAAAGAAAAAUGAUACAAAAUAUCAUCAAAGUCUAACAACCACCUAUUAUUGUUGUGUGGUGGUAGUGACUUUUACUCUUUUUUUUUUUUUUUUUUUUUUUUUUUUUUUUUUUUUUUUAAUUUUUUCUUAAUUUUUUUCCUAAUUAUGGUAAUGUAAUGUAAUGUAAUGUAAUUUGCUUGAUAAUCCCAUUCAAAGGAGAUUUGGGAGGGGCCCAUCUUGGAUUUAUGAACAAGAUUUGGCUUUUGGCUUUUUUUUUUCCUCUCUAAUUUUCAUUAAUUAGUGUGUAUUGUUUUUAUGUAUAUGUCAUUAUGUUAAACACAUAGUGAUGUAUAUGAUGAUUUGGGGGUUGUAAUGAAAAGAAUCAUCCAAAAAAAAAAAAGAUUUUUAUCUGAUUAUAUACUAAGGUUGUUGCUUUAUAUUUUGGCUAUUUGGUCUUUGCUUUUUUGUGCAAUGAAAUGAUGCUUUUUUAAAGUUAAAACUCAUAAUAAUGAUUCUCUUUGUAAAAAACUGAGACUGAUGACCAACAUCAAUGAUGAAUAUGCCUUCCAACAUCUUGGUGAUCCCCUUUAGCUAGCCAUGAAGCAUAACUAACAUUAUGCUUCAUGGUUGAGUGUCUGCCAUGGAAGCUGCAUCUAAUUAGACCCGA
Chenopodium quinoa (quinoa) is the source of this 1830-nucleotide messenger RNA. Its product is annotated as forkhead box protein P1-like. The coding region runs from base 162 to 899 and encodes 245 amino acids. NCBI's taxonomy places the organism in Eukaryota, Viridiplantae, Streptophyta, Magnoliopsida, Caryophyllales, Amaranthaceae. The record is from RefSeq and is a predicted model, not a curated record. The transcript has 2 exons.